CAGCAUUCUGUGAUGUCACAGUCGCUGAGAGGUGCACCCUCUGGGUGGUUAGGCCAAAGUGGCCAGUAGUCUGCCGACUGCCGACCUAUUCAGGUAUUGGUGGCUGAAGCAGGAGACAUAUUUGGAGUACCAAAUGGAUUCUCAUUUGAGACGUGACUGGGCCAUCCUGAAGACCCUGAGGGACAAGGAGCGUGCUCAGGUCAUCCGUCUGUAUGAAAAGGGACCCUGUCGAAGGCCCAUUUUUUAUAUCGGAGAUGAAAACUACUACAGUGAAGACCUUGUGCUGGACAGGUUUGGGUUCCUGUGGAAGAAGUCACAGCCCCAGGGCGGUGCACCAGGGACUAAGCCAAAACGUACAGAGUCUAGGAGACUUGGAAAGUGGGUGAAGAUGUUAAAAAAUUAUAGUAAAUAUCGUGGAAGUGAGAAGUUCCACCAAAGAAUUUUCAAAGGCAUCCCCAGUGAGGUGCGGGGAAAAGUUUGGAUGAUCAUGCUGGAUGUCAACGCAAAGAAGGCCCAGAAUCCGGGGAAGUACAUGGAACUUAAGGAGCAGGCCAGGCUGCAGUCCAAACAAUUCCAUGAAAUCAACUCUGCGGUAGAGUGUACUUUCCGAAACCAUCUGAUGUUCCGAGACCAAUAUGGAAUCAAGCAGCAGGAUUUAUUCGGAAUUUUGAUGGCCUACAGCAUGUACAACCCUGAGGUGGGCUAUGGCCAUGGCCUGAGCCAUAUAGCGGCACUACUGUUGAUGUGGCUAAGUGAGGAGGACGCAUUUUGGGCUCUGGUCCAACUCCUGGAGAACAAGAAAUACAUGAUGUCUGGUCUCUACAAACCGGGACUCCCGAAGCUGGAGAUGCUCCAGAACCACCUGGAAGAUCUCGUGCACCGCACCCUCCCUGCUCUGGAGCAGCACCUGGAGAAGCAGGGAGUGAGCCUCAAGGAAUGCACUGUACCCUGGUUCACACAGUGUUUUCUGGAUGUGGUGCCGUUCCCUCUGGCAUUACGGAUUUGGGACAUCAUGAUACUGGAAGGGGUACACAUGCUCACCACCACAGCCUACAUGACCUUGAAAUUGAACCGAAAGCGCCUGCUUAAGAUGCCCCGGGGCCAUAUCCAAGAGUUCCUCCAGGAGACCCUGAAGCAGGCUUGGGCCCAGGACAACACCUUCAUAGUCAAGCAGCUGCAGGCCUCCAAGCAUGAACUAACCAAACUAUGCUGCCUCCUGCCUCCUGAAGCAGUGCCUGGCGAGUCCUGCAGUGUGGGCCAGGGUCUGUUCCCUGACUUUCAAGAGGCUACUCCUGUCCCCACCACACCGCAGGACGGGGAGGCGGCUCAGUCCCCAGGGCCGCUGUGCAAACAACCUGAGCCUUCGGCUUCCCUCACUGAGACUCCCCCGGUGGAACUGAACACCUACCGCCUUGUCUGGGGGAUAGAUGAAGAGGAGGAAAAUUAUGCCCAACAAGACAGCUCAGAGUCCCUGGGCCAAGGGGCCCUAGUGAGUGCUUCAGGGUGUGCAUAUUUGGCCAACCCUGCCAAGACCCCAUGCAGCGUGUGGGACAAGGGGAGGCGGCUCCAGUGGCAUAGUCUGCCCAAUCUCUGGAUGCCUGUCCAAGGCGCAGACUGCCCGCCUCCAGAGCUGGGCAGCCAGGAGGGCUUUAGAGCCUGUUCCCUGCCUUUCAUGGAGCCCCUGGGCUCAGGGCCCAUGAAGACGAUCCCAGCCUCAGACACAGGGCUGAAGAUGGCUCCCAGGAAUGAUAAGCUGGAGUAUCUGUGA
This is a messenger RNA of Ochotona princeps (American pika), 1768 nucleotides long. RefSeq names its product USP6 N-terminal-like protein. The coding region runs from base 134 to 1768 and encodes 544 amino acids. The transcript has 14 exons. The record is from RefSeq and is a predicted model, not a curated record. Lineage: Eukaryota; Metazoa; Chordata; Mammalia; Lagomorpha; Ochotonidae.